Messenger RNA from Mucor mucedo, 3316 nucleotides. RefSeq lists its product as uncharacterized. Bases 141 to 3281 code for a protein of 1046 amino acids. The transcript has 2 exons. NCBI's taxonomy places the organism in Eukaryota, Fungi, Mucoromycota, Mucoromycetes, Mucorales, Mucoraceae. The record is from RefSeq and is a predicted model, not a curated record. Gene Ontology annotation, molecular function: protein binding.
GUUAACAGGGCAGGGGAUAUAAAAAAAAAAAUUGGCACUGUUAAAAAUAUAGGACCACAAUUAUAAAAGUGGGAAUACAAUUCAUUUGUAAAUAGCUAAAAUAUUCCCCCCAUUCUUUUUAUUACAUAUUUACCAGAAAUAUGUUGACCUCAACUCUUGCAGGGUCCUGCAAACAAAGUCGGCGCUGUCAAUGUAAAAAUUCCAAACAACUUACGACUUUAUGGAUAGAAGAGUGUAAAAGUCAACUAUCACAACCUAGACGACGUCUGACAACUUCAAAACAUAAAAAUACAUUAGUUACCCAGACGCCCCAUCAACAUAUCUUACCACGACCUUGGAUACCAACCUCCUGGAAUAGAUCGGUUACCACAGUCACCAGCUCGUCAGAAAUGUCAAAAUCAAAUAAUUCGGAUCAUUACGACGACGUUCUCUCUGUUGCACUCAACCAAUCGAAUGCUUCCAUUGCGCAAUCACUUAUCGACAAUACUUUUUCAUUGUUACGAAAGGAUAGUCCAGAAUUAGCUUGGGAGUGUUACCGCGAUCUGACCUGUCGACAUAUUCAAAAAUAUCUUUCCCGAGAUCAAUACAGACAGCUCAUUAAGCUCUUCAAUCAUUCCAAAACACAUCAUACACAAUGUCUCGAAUAUAUGUUAACUCUUGUCGAAGAUAUGAAGCAGCUAGGAUAUCAAGUGGGUCGAAAAGAAAAACUUUUACUGAUGCGGUCACUUGGGUUGAAUGGCAAUGUGAAAGCUAUGGAAAAAAUAUUUGAGGAUUUGAAGAGCGAAGAGCUAUUAUUUGUUUCAUCACCAAUAGACGGGGCAGCACAAAAGCCUUUUAAUAUUAUGUUAACUACAUACGCAGAACAAGCCGAAUCGAUAGGGCCGAUGGCGGUUGCUGAAAAAUCGAUGUAUGUUUAUGGGGAAAUGUUGGAUAGGAACAUACAGCCUACAGCUUCAACUACAGCUUUACUUAUGGACAACAUCAAACUGGGAGGUAGAUCGGAUAGAAUGGCUGAGAAAGUUUGGGAAUGGAUAUGGACGAAGAUCGGUAUGAAUGUGGCAGGAAAAUCUAAAGAAUUGGAUCCUGUUUUAUAUCGAGACAUGGUUAUAUAUUUAUCGAGUGCCGGUAGACCUGAAUAUGCUUUGGAGAUUAAUGACAUUAUGACAAAAAGAAAAAUCCCUCGAACUGUACGUAUGAUGACUUCUUUGAUUCAUAAAGUAGGUAGAGCUGGUGAUAUCGACAGAUCUAUGGGAUUACUGGGGGAAAUGAUGGCGGCAAAUCUUGUACCCACUUUGGUAACUUUUAAUGCUUUGAUUGAUAUUCAUGCUCACAAAAAACCCGAACCCGACGUCGCCGGCGUAAAAUUAAUCUAUAACAUGCUGGGUGAAGUAGGACUCCUGCCGGAUAAUAUCACAUUUGGUACCUUAAUUGAUAUGUACGCCAAGAAAGGCGAACUUGCAGCCGCUAGGAAAUUAUUGGAUGAUAUGAAGUCGCAUAAAAUCACACCAAGUCCUUAUAUUUUCUCUUCGUUCAUUGAAUGUUUUAUCGUUUUAAAUGACCAUGACUCUGCCAUGGAUAUCCUAAAACUUUUGAAAAAACAAGCCAGUCGUGGUCUUCCACCUGCUCGUGAAGCUUAUAAUUUAAUGUGCAAGGGUCUUGUUGAAAGCAAGUACAUUCGUGAAGCCAUCAUGUUACUGGAGGUGAUGAACAAGGAACAGAUGGGUCUGGAAGCAAGAUCAUUUAACCCUUUAAUGUCCUACUAUGCAAAACGAGGGGAUCCUGAAGGUGCGCACAAGGUGGCUUCCAUGAUGACACAGGCAGGAGUGAAACCAAGCUCGCAUUCGUACACUAUAUUGAUGAAUGCUUAUGCUAGGGCUGGCGACAUUGAAGGAGCAGAAAAUAUCUUUCAAAUUCUCAAAAAAAAGUACCGACCCACUUCCCACGCAUACAAUGCAUUACUAUAUGUAUAUACCAAAAAUAAUGUUAUGGACAAAGUGCUGGAUACAUACAAGCGUAUGUCAAAAUCAUUUGUCAACCCCAAUGAAUAUACAUAUGGUAUUUUAAUGUACUUUUACUCAAGACGUAAAGAGAUUAAAUCUGUUGAAUCACUCAUUGAGACUAUGCAAUCGAACAAUAUUACACCUGGGGCUGUCUGCUGGACUAUAUUGAUGCAAACUUAUUUCGAAUGCGAUAAACUCGAUGAAGGAAAGAAGGUAAUGGACCGUAUGAUUCAAGCUGGAUGGGAACCUUCAACUGUUACUUGGAGUGUCUUGAUCAACGGUUUCAUCAAAGCUGAUAAGUUAGAUCUUGCUGAAUCAGCUCUAACAGAAGUCAUCGACCGUUCCAAACAAACUAUCACAAUACACCACAAGCGUCGACUCUUGAAAGAUGCAGUCGAUCAUGUAGACUAUGAUAAAGCACUCCCUGAAACGAUUGAGGAUAUUUUAAACAAGGCUUCGCCGGAUGGAUCUAGGACAAAAGCAAAGCUUUCUGCAUAUCUAUUCUCUCCGAUCAUUGAUACUUAUGCUAAAGCAGGUAACUUCGAGCAAGCCAAAUUAUCAUACAAAACAAUGGUCGAACUUUCUGUACCCACCACUCUUCCUGUUUUUGUCACACUCAUGAAUAUCUUUGAGCAAGAAGCCAAUUAUGACGCAGUUGAAUCAAUGUGGAAUGCACUUUACAAAAACAACACGUCAAAAUUAGAAAAUCUUGACCCCUUAUUUAAGGAACCUAUACCUGUGCCCGACAUUGAAUACAACUACACCAAUUUACUAACGCUGGACGAGCAAGACUCUACCGAAAUCAGCAAGCUGUUGAAACCAAAGCAAGUAUCCCCUUUUGCAUUGUCAGUUUAUGUCAACUCGCUUAUCGCUCAAAAACGGUAUGACAAUGUGGAAGCACUCUGGACCGAACUUUCUAAAAACAGAUACUCAUUUGAUGAACACAACUGGAAUCGCUAUAUAGUGGCAUUGGUCGAAGCCGGAAAGUUAGAUAAAGCAUGUCAACUGAUAUCUACAGAAUUUUUCUACAAGUCCGAAGACAAUGGUGUAAGCAAUGUCAAGAAGACACACCGUAAAAGGGACGAUAUUUUCAUUUCGAAUAACGACCAACUUCAUACCCGCACUUGUACUUUGCUAGCUGACGCACUACAAAUUACUGGCGCAGAAAACAUGGGCGAACCUCGUUUAAGAGCCGUUGUUUCUAGUACGAUAAAAGAGUAUGUCAGCUAUUUAGACAGGGUAGAUAGAUUAGAGGCGAAUGUGGAAAAUAUUAAAGUGUAAAAUAAAUAUGUACAAUAACUAAUAGAAUAAUAAAU